UCUUCUGAAAAAAUACACAGAAGUGGAAUUUCUGGAUCCUAUUAUAGUUCUUUAAAAUUCUUGAGGAAUGAGGUGCACUACUCUUGACACAAAGUUUACCUGGUGCUGUUAGGUGAAUCCAUCCAGGAUCUCUGUGAAGACCUCCAAAACUGUUAAAACAUAAGGGUAGGGACUUCCCUGGUGGUCCAGUGGUAACGAAUCCCCCUUACAAUGCAGGGGACCUGCGUUCAAUCCCUGGUCAGGGAACUAAGAUCCCAUGUGCCGCAGGGUACUAAGCCUGCGUGCCACAACUACUGAGCUUUUGCACUUCAACUAGAGCCCGAGUGCCGCAAUCUACAGAGCUCACGUGCCCUGGAGCCCGUGUGCCACAACUAAAGAGAGAAAACCAGCCCGCCACAACUAGAGAGAAGCCCACGCACCACAAGCAGAGAGAAGCCCAAGCUCCACAGCAAAGAGCCCGCGUGCUGCAACUAAGACCUGACGCAGCCAAAGAUAAAUAAAAUAAAUAAAUAAAUAAAUAAUAAAUCUUAAAAAAAAAUAAGUGUGAGAUCAUGACUCUCAUAUAGAUAUAAAAAUGAGCACAGGCUAAGUAUUUUAUUUCAUUCAAGAAGGAACCUGCAACUGUUAUAACCGGUUCAAAAGAGAAUCUGAGAAGCAGACACAUUACAGAUCCGGACUAUUGAAAUGAAUAUGUAAAAAAAGAAAUGAAGGCAAAAUUGGAUUUUUCCUGGGUAGGGUUUUGGCGAGUCAACUGAACUUCCUACCAAGUGGACAGAAUUUCUUGUUACCUACAACCUUCAAAGACGUGUAAAACAGCUUGAAGACAAAGAAAGGGCUGAAAUCAACGCGAUGAGCGAUGUCCUCCAAAUAAUGCUUAGUUAUCCAUUGAAACACACAAUUUUUUUUCCACACACAUAAUCCUCUUCAGGAAGUAAAGGAAUGGGCCCAGAGCCGGCUCCUCCGGCCCAGUGGCCUCGUGAGGCGGAGAGGAGGGACCCCGGGAGAGGAGCGCGCCGGAGGAGCAGCCCCCGGCCCGGAGCCUCGGGAGCCCGGGGCUGGUCAGCGAGUCCCGACGGGGUCCACCGUUUACAGUCUACGAUUUUUCCAAGAGCAGCAGAAAAUGAAUGAAUCCCAGGGGCCAGUGUCAUUCAAGGACGUGGCCGUGGACUUCACUCAGGAGGAAUGGCAGCAGCUGGACCCUGAUGAGAAGACAACCUACAGGGACGUGAUGCUGGAGAACUACAGCCAUCUGGUCUCCGUGGGGUACGACAGCACCAAACCGAACGUGAUCCUCAAGUUGGAGCAGGGAGAGGAGCCUUGGGUAGCAGAUGGCGAGUUCCCACGGCAAUUUCACCCAGAAGAAGUCUGGAAAGUUGAUGACCUGAUGGAGAGAGCCCAAGAAAAUAAAGACGAAUGUUCAAGGCAAGCUGUUUCUAUCAACAGCAGAACCCUGACUGAGGAGAGAGAGGUUGCAUUUGAUAAAACUUAUAACAUGGAAAUAAGCCUUGUUCCUUCAAACCUAAUAUCUCAUAAUUGUGUCUCAUGUGGAAAGACUUUGGGAUCUACUUCAGAAUUAAUUAUUAGUGAUGGAAGCUAUGCAAGAAAGAAACCUGAUGAGUGUAGUGAAUGUGGGAAAACAUAUCAUGGAGAGAAACUCUAUGAAUUUCAUCAAAAUGGGGAAGCCUUUCCUCAAAAUGAAGAAAGUAUUCAGAAAAUUAGUAUUUUGGAGAAACCCUUUGAAUAUAAUGAAUGCACAGGAGCCUUAGACAAUGAAGCUGUUUUCAUUACUCAUAAGAGAGCUUAUAUGGGGGAGAAGCCCUAUGAUUGGAAUGGUUCUGGAUCAGACUUCAUCCAGAUGUCAAGGUUUAAUGUAUACCAGAGAUCACAGAUGGAAUUGAAGCCCUUUGAAUGCAGUGAGUGUGGAAAAUCCUUCUGUAAAAAGUCAAAAUUCAUUAUACACCAGAGGGCUCACACUGGAGAGAAACCUUAUGAAUGUAACGUAUGUGGGAAAUCCUUCAGCCAAAAAGGAACCCUCACCGUACAUCGGAGAUCACACUUAGAGGAGAAGCCCUAUAAAUGCAAUGAGUGUGGGAAAACCUUCUGUCAGAAGUUACAUCUCACUCAACACCUGAGGACUCACUCAGGAGAGAAACCCUAUGAAUGUAAUGAAUGUGGGAAAACUUUCUGCCAAAAGACACAUCUCACCUUACACCAGAGAAACCAUUCAGGAGAGAGACCGUAUCCAUGUAACGAAUGUGGUAAAUCCUUCUCCCGCAAGUCAGCCCUCAGCGACCAUCAGAGAACACACACGGGAGAGAAACUUUAUAAAUGUAAUGAAUGUGGGAAAUCCUACUACCGAAAAUCCACCCUUAUUACACAUCAGAGAACACACACAGGAGAGAAACCCUAUCAGUGUAGUGAAUGUGGGAAAUUCUUUUCUCGGGUGUCAUACCUCACUAUCCAUUACAGAAGUCAUCUAGAAGAGAAGCCCUAUGAAUGCAAUGAAUGUGGCAAAACCUUCAAUCUAAACUCAGCCUUCAUUAGACAUCGGAAAGUACACACAGAUGAGAAACCCCACGAAUGUGGUGAGUGUGGAAAGUUCUCAUAUCUCACCGACCAUCACACAACUCACUUAGGAGAGAAACCCUAUGAAUGUAGUGAAUGUGGGAAAACCUUCCUUGAAAAUUCAGCCUUCGAUGGGCACCAGUCACUUCCCAAAGGGGAAAAGUCCUAUGAAUGUAACAUAUGCGGGAAAUUGUUCUCUGAGCUGUCAUACUAUACUAUACAUUAUAGAAGUCAUUCAGAAGAGAAGCCCUACGGAUGUAAUGAAUGUGGGAAAACCUUCUCCCAUAACUCAUCCCUCUUUAGACAUCAAAGAGUCCACACAGGAGAGAAACCCUACGAGUGUUAUGAAUGUGGGAAGUUCUUCUCUCAGAAGUCUUACCUCACUAUACAUCAUAGAAUUCAUUCAGGAGAGAAGCCCUAUGAAUGUAGCAAGUGUGGGAAAGUUUUCUCUCGGAUGUCAAACCUCACCGUACACUAUAGAAGCCAUUCAGGAGAGAAGCCCUAUGAAUGUAACGAAUGUGGGAAAGUCUUUUCUCAGAAGUCAUACCUCACUGUGCAUUAUAGAACUCAUUCAGGAGAGAAGCCCUAUGAAUGUAACGAAUGUGGGAAGAAGUUCCAUCACAGGUCAGCCUUCAAUAGCCAUCAGAGAAUUCACAGGAGAGGCAAUGUGAACGUACUUGACAUGGGAAUGCUCCUCUGAAGUCAGAUCUCAUUUUAGAAAACCCUCUGCACAUAAUGAGUAUGGGAAGUCGGUUGGGAGUCAGGCAUCACUGUCUGAGAGUUCAUGUUUCUGAAUGAGGAAAAGCAUUUAGGUGUUAGAUUUAUUCUAAUCUGAAUUUUCAUAGAGAAGAAUCCCUAAAACUGCAACAAGAAGCAAAGCCUUCAGCAAGACCCUACAACUCAUUGGACACUAGACAGUUUAUAAAAGAGUGAAACUCUAUGAAUAUUUUAUGUUUAUUUUGGAUUCCAAUUGUAUUCACAUAUCAGGGAAUCAUACCAAGGUGAAACCUGUCAAAGUGAUGAAUGUGUAAAAUACAUUGUCUUGGAAAUUGUUAUACUAAAAGCCAUAUUUCUGAUAUAAAAUCAGAUGUUUUUAGGAAUGAUAUCAGAAGCUAUCAGCUCUGAAUAAACCUUCAUUGCAGAAAAUGAAGUUUUAAAAUCUUCUGGAGUUGAUAAUGAGGAUUGUAGCAUUAAAUAUGUAUAUGGCAGUUUCUAUCACGUUUCCAAAAUGUGAUUAAUUCUAUGCAAUUCUAUGCAAGUUUGGAUUUGAAUAAUUUGUGAAAAAGCAGUGUUCUUAUUUGAGUAUUAAGGUGGCAAAAUGUACUAAUGUAGGAUAUAUUGGUGAGGUGUUUGAUAGGUACAGAAUAGUUAAAUACAUAGUUUUCUGUUCUUCAGAGGCAUUUACAAAUGGUUUUUAAUGAGUGCUUCAUCAACAGAGGAACCAGUGACUUUUGUGAAGUUUCCAACUGCAUUUGAGCAAAAAAGACUUAAAAAUACUAUUUUCAUAAACUAUGCAUAGAUCAUUUGGAAUCUAGUCUGUCCAGUGAAGGAUGGCUGUACUGCUCAUGCUCUAUAACAUAGGCCCAGCUCUCCUACCACUCUUGUUUUUUAACCCAUAGGUUUCAGUGUGCAGUAUGCCACUAUUUUGUAAUCCAGAAAUUUUACCUGUGCUUUUAUUUGAUAUGAAUAUGAUGUCAUUAUUUUGUGCACUGCCUCUUAUUCCCAGUAUUUUGUAACAGAUUAAUGCAAGCUUCUAGCAGACAUUUUUUGUUGAUUAACCUCAGUGUCCUUCCUCUCCUCUUUACUUGCUGGAAGAGUUUAGGUAUCUACUAUUCACAAGACACGGAGGGUAAAUCCUGAGUAAUCUAAACCAAUCAUGCUAAUUUCAUUAUGAUCACCAGUAACUCGUUUAUAGUGGUCACAUGACCAAAUCCUAGGCUAACAAAACAGACGGUUUCUGGAAAAAAGGUAAAACAGUGAUCAAAUGGAUCUUACUCCAGGAAUUUGAGGGUAUUUUAAUAAUUAAAAAACCAAUCACUGUAAUAUAUCACAUUGAAGAAAAGUAGUCUAGUGUGCAGGAAACUUGUGGUGAAAUCAAUAUCCAAUUGUGUUCUUAGCAAACUAUGGAUAGAAAGGAACUUCCUUUAUUGGAUAAAGAGUAUCUUAUACUACAACAAACAGCAUAUCAAAUGGUGAAAUAUUGAAAGUUUUCUCCCAAGAUCAAAAAAAGAGGCAAGGUUAUCUGCUAUGACUAAUUUUAUUCAGCAUUGUGUAGAAGGACCUAGCCAGGAAAGUUAAGGGAAGCAAAAGAAUGAAAAGGCUUAAGGAUUAGAAGAAGUAAAACUUUUAUUUGCAGAUGACAUGCUUUUAUACAUAGAAAAUUCUAGGGAAUAUUCAGAUAAUUAGAAUUGAAUAAAUUGAGCAGAAUCCCCGCAUACAAGGUCAUUAUGCAAAAAUUGGUUUUUAAUAUAUUUUCUGUGUUUCAACGAACACAGAAAAUGAAAAGUUUUAAAACAAUACCACUUACAGUAAUAUCAGAAAUCCUUAAGUGCCUGGGGGGAAAAUUACCUAACACUAUAUUUUCAAGAAUUGUAUCCAGGGGGGGGAAAAAAUUACAGAACAGUAAGAGGGAUAUAUCCUGUUCAUGGAUUCCAAGACAAUCUUAAAAAGAUGUCAGUUUUCCCCAAAUUAAUUCAUACAUUCAAUGCAAUCUUAAUCAAAAUCCUAGCAAGUUUUUGUAAAUGAAAAUUCUCAGAUCCAUGUGAAAAUUCAAAAGACCAAUAAUAGUCAAAGCUAUUUUCUAGAAUAGACAGAACUAGAGAACUUAUAGUGCCAGAUAUCAAGAGCUGUUACAAAGCCAUAGGAAUUAUGAUAGUGUGGUAAUGACACAAAGAUAAACAAAUUGACCAGUGAAACAGAAUAAAGAUUCCAGAAACACCCAAACGUAAUUCAGUCACCUAACUUUUGGUGAAGGUAAUCAUCAUAAUGUGGGAAAGGAUGUUCUUUCCACUAAAUGCUCUGUCAUCAUUUAAAUUUCAUAAUUUAAUAGAAAACAGAAAAAUCAGUUGAGGUGGAGUGCAGUUUUAAGUAUGAAAUUAAAAUAAUAAAGCUAUAAGAAGACUAUAAUCUUACAGCAAGCAAAGUUUUCUUAAGACUCAGAAAGCACUGAAUCAUAAAAUAAAGAUUGUUAAUUUGAAUAUAUUACAUUAAAGAACUUCUGUUUCUCAAAAAGCCACCAUUGAGAAAGUGAACAGGCAGACCACAGAGGGGAGAAGAUGUUUGCAAUUCAAAUAUGUGGCAGCAGAAUCGAGUGUAAAAGAGGGCUUGGUAAACGUUUUUGGUGAGGGUCCAGAUAGUAUUAAUGUUUGGGGCUUUGUGGGCUACACAGUUUCACUCACGACUACUCAACUUUGCUGUCGUAGUGUGAAAGCCAUAAAUAAGACAAAAACGAAUGAAUAUGGCUGUGUCCCAGUAAGGCUUUAUUCACAGAUACUGGUGGAGGACAGGAUUUGGCCAGCAGGCCAUAGUUGCUGACCGCUGAUCUAAAAUAAAAACACCUACAAAUCUACAAGGAAAAAAAAAAAAUGGGCAAAAGACUUGGACGUCCACUUCAUAAAAGAGGCUAUCCACAUGGGCAGUAAACAUGAAAAGGUAUGUUAAUUUUAUUAAUAAUCUUGGAAAAGGCAGAUUUAAAACCCCGUGUGGCACUACUGCCACCCUCUGAAGUGGUUAAAAUGAAAAGCAUGAAAAAGCAAGAUUUGGCAAGAAUGUAACAGGAACUUGCCUACACUGCUGGUGGUAUUGCCCAUUGAUAGAACCCUUUUGGAAAGCUGGCACUUAGAGCCAAGCCUGUGUAUGUACCCUUUUAACAAACCCAAACCUAGCAGACAUGCAUGAAUGUGUCCACUGUGCAUGUAUAUGUCCACCAAGGGACAUGUCCUAGAAUUUUCAUGACCUAAAACUUCAAAAAGCAACUCUGAAGGCACCUAUGCAGUAGAACUUUGAACGUCGGUGGUGUGUUUCCACCACAGAACGCUGUAAGGCAAGGAGAAUGAAUGGGCAGUAAGCACAGGCAAUAGCAGCUCAGUUUCACAAAGAAUGCUAAAUGAAGGAAUCUAGACACAAAAGCAAACAGGUAAAGUAUAAGAACAGGUAAAACUUGUCUAUGCAGUUAGAAAUCAGGAUAGCGGUUAGCCUUGGCCAAGGCUGACAAGGAGCAUUCAUCUGGUGCUGGUAAUAAUUGGUUUCUAAAUCUAGGUGCUGAAUAUCUGAGUGUUCUGUGCACUCGAGCUUUGUGUGUUUUUCUGCAUGUAUAUUACACUUCCAUAAAAUGUUUUUAAAAAUCACAAGUGUCUACCAUUUUUGUUGCUCAGCACUCUUGCCAUAUUUUUCUAGAUGUAUAUGAGUAUGCUGCAUAACAGGAAUUAAUUGGUAGAUUUUGAAUAAUUUUGUGCAGGAAAUACUCUUAGUUUUAAUGGCAACUACUAAGAUUUCCUACACUGACCGUAAAGCUUAGUAUAAUGUAUAUUUUCAGUAAAUAUUUGAAAAGGUGACAGGGCCAUUACAUAUGUUGUCAUCCUACAGUUCGGCAUAUAUAAAUGCAUCUGGCACAUAUAAAUAGGUCUGGACUGCCUCUUCAAUAAAGAACUGAUGUGUGUAAACCUUUCAUAUCUUCUCAGGCGAAUUGUUUUUUACAUUCCUGAAUUUGGGAUGCAUCUUAACCGUCACCCUGUCAUAGAGGUGACCUUUCUUUGAGGUUAAGUAUAACGGUGAGUUUGAUUUGAUAAAAUUUUUUAAAGUUUUCAAGUUAUCCUUUCAGCAAAUUUAAAAUAGGCAGUUAACAGCACAAACGUUAGUGAUUGAAGGAUAUAGUUAAUUAAGACCUUGCAGGAUAAAAUGUAAGAGCACUCAGCAUGGGGAAUGGGGGAUGCUGGCUGGGUUUAUGGCACAACAAUGAGGAAUUAUGACAUUUGAUGGUGUGGACUAUGUACUUAGUUGUUUUUCUUAAUAUAUAUUUUAAAUUUCAUUUAUUUUUA
Balaenoptera ricei (Rice's whale) is the source of this 7601-nucleotide messenger RNA. RefSeq names its product RB associated KRAB zinc finger (gene RBAK). Gene Ontology annotation, biological process: regulation of immune system process; negative regulation of transcription by RNA polymerase II; regulation of cytokine production. Lineage: Eukaryota; Metazoa; Chordata; Mammalia; Artiodactyla; Balaenopteridae. Bases 1121 to 3265 code for a protein of 714 amino acids. The record is from RefSeq and is a predicted model, not a curated record. The transcript is spliced from 6 exons.